CUACCUACCUAGUAGCAUUGCUGCUACUCCACUAACAGUUAAUAUUAAUUACCUUUGGGUUAUCAUCUCAGGUAGUUACUCAACAAGUACGGCGAUCCAUAUUUACUACCACACCACGGGCACUACUUCUAUAAAGGCAACAGCUACAAGAAAUUGCCAUUAUAUCUGAUAUCACUGUGAAGUUUUUGAGAGUGCUAAUGCCACGGAGUUCUUUCGAAGUCUAGCAAUGUUCGCACCAAAGACACAUAUAACAGGGGCAGCUCCCUUUCAGAGUCGAAGGAGACAGCGAACAGACUCUAAUGAGUUUGACAAGCCACCAAGGGCUAAGAGGCAGCGCCCUGUGUCACUCCAGGAAUCGCCUGAGAGAACUGGUUCACUUUCCCGGGCUGAUGAACCUAUACAAUUUAAAGAACCCGCUGAGAGAGACAAUUCUGGACAUGUACACUCACUUCAUGACAAUGGUGGUGAACAAAAGAUCCCAAUCAGGGGCCCGAGAAACCCGGAACAGCAAGAAACUAGCAUAAGCGGGGGAGCUGUUACUCUAUCCAAAACUGACUACUAUGUUGUAUCACAACUUCCCUCCUUACCUGAGCAGCUGCGCGGACAUCAAUCAGAAAUACGCAGAUGUUUUUUCGGAUAUAGCAACAAUUAUGCAUUGGCUCUAACGUAUUCACAUGCAAUUGUCUGGUCUUACCCAUCACCUACUGCGUCUCUUUCUUCACCCGAUGUUUUCACCCUGUCGAUCCCCGAAUCGUGUAGGGAUUAUGAGGGUCCUGCGCCUCUUGGAGUUCUACUAUCGUCUUCGGCGCUGGGAUCUCCGGGAUUAAUGAUCGUAAUACCUUCUACAGGAAGGAUAGUUUACUGGGAAACCGUGUCCAGCGCUACUUCACUGGGGUUAUCAAAGCAAAAGCAAAUUGGAGUCCAGGCUUCUAUACCUGGCCUGUUCUCUGGUGAGUAUGCGAAGGACGUUGUCAAUGCUGAGCCCUCGGGUAUAGUGGUCACGUUUUCCUCUGGGAGAGUGGCGCAUCUUACUCUUAGGGACUCCCAAGGUAAACCCAAUGUGAGAGUUAAUUUUCUUCGCAACACCGCCGAUUCCAAGAGUGUUGGACUUCUAGCUGGAAUAAAAAAUGUCCUAGGCGGAGGCUUUUGGCGAAAGGAUGUGGCCGCUACUACGACAGGCCUGUCUCACCAGCGAGGACAGCGAGAUGUCAUAAUUGCUACUUGUGCUGGUAUUUUCGAAACCUGGGAUACACAUUGGCACAAUGGAAAUGUCCUCAAAAGGCAAUUUGAUAUUAAGCCUGAUGUGUGCCGUGCCCUUGGUUUGGAUUUUGUAAAUGGUGUCCAUCAGGGGGACAUUAGGAUAUUGGAUUUCGCAUUUACACCUGGCCAAUGUAUCGAUACAUCCGAUUCCAGGAAAACGGCUGAUGGGACAUUGGUGGUUUUGAUUCUGGUGGUCCCGUCCCAAGAAUCACAGCCUGCAAACUUAUGGGUAGUCAAGGCAAACAUAUUGGGCGAGAAACCCAGCGUUCUAUCUGCCAUUUUCAUUGGUGAGCAUGGCAUCCCUACAAGAUCGGAUGCAUUGCAGCCAAAAAUAUAUGUUCCAAAAACCGGUGACACAGCGUUUGUCCUUACCGACCAGUCAGUUACCCUCUUGUCACUCGAGCCUAUCGAGCAGUCUCCGAACGUACAAACUAUUUCCAAGAAUAUGCGCCCGACCUUUCAAGACAGCAUCCACUUUCGCAAUGGAGAAAAGUACGACAUACUAGGUCACGGUUUUGAAGAACAAGCAGACGAAAACCAUUAUCCCGCGUGUUUGAUCAUGGUGAGAGGAUUCGGUGUCAUUCGAGUUACCGCUCUACCUCACGCUGCAGUGGCUGAAAGCGAUGACAUGCCAAUCACUGCAAAACACAAACUUGAGCAGGCUGUCUUUUAUGGAUCAAUGUUGGGAAGUCCACUGGACCUUGUCAGGAAGGAUGGCUUGCGAUUUCCCGACGAACAAAUUGAACAGGCUUCAUUAGAUAUCAGCAGAGACUUGCUUCAAUCGAGCUCAAAAUUUAUACCCAACCCAUCAACCUCCCUCGCCCAACAUCUCAGAAUGCGGGUGAAGGCAAUAGAUGACCUUGUAUACCUAUUGCUGCAACAGGGUAAACAAUUGAGUCUCCAUGCAUGGUGGGAAUUAUUAUGGGGGGCUGAAAAGCUAGCUGCUCUACAAGCUAUGUGGAGGGUAGAAGAAAGCUUCAGGGAUAAAUACGGCGAAUCAACAUUUUUAGCCAACGUUAUUGAACAAAUGAACGAUAAAUUCAAAACGAAAAGGGACGCUUGUGGCAGCGAAAGUGACUCCGUCCGCCAGUGGUUCUUACAUGAUUCAUACCAGAUGGAACACAUAAUUCCAUGGAUGGUCAAUGCUGCCAAGCCCAAGAGAGGGAUGUCUUCAUUGAGGCGAGGGAAAAUAAUGGCCGAACAUAUAUUACAAGCGAGUGAACUUUCUCUGGCCGCUUUAGAGGCUGCUUUCCAAUAUCGCGAAAAGCAUGCUGACCUAUAUGCAUUCAAUGGGGGAGUCCUGGAAGAUGGGGUUUUAACCUCCGGAUACCAAGGUCUACCUGAAUUUUGGACGUCGAGAAAUACCAUCUACGUCGAAACAGGUCACUUGCUGGAUUUCGAACUGGACAGUUGCAGGGCUUGGUUCCAGAAAUCCGCGUCCACAGCCGAAGCACCAGACACCACUGUUACGAAAAGGGUUGCACGGAACUGUUCCCGUCAUCUUCGUGUUUUGGGCCAAAUGCACCGUGAGCGGACAUAUUGGCUUUCUUCUCAUGAAGACCCAAAAUUAAUAGAUGAGGGUGUAGCCCUUGAGCGGGAAUAUACCAAACGACGCAAAUGGCAGUUAUUCAAAUUGGCAGGAAUCGGGCAAUUACACGACGCAAUUAGCCUAGCUGAGUCUUUUCGAGACAUGAGUGCACUUGUGGAACUUAUUAUCGAACUUCAGGAUCAAACUAGGGAUCGGAAUUUCUGCAAUGUAUCGUUGGGAGACAUCUCUGAUGUCGUGGUCAGCGAUGCGGGACAGUGCGCGGAGAAAAUAUCUCUUUACUUUGACAGAUUCGGGGAACCUUGGGCGGAUGCUUUUUUUUCUCGUCAGAUAUCCAUGGGCCAGCCAGGGGUAUUGUUUGCAAUGAGAAAGUUCCAGGCUUUUGUCACGCGAUUCUUGCGCAAGACAUCUUGUUACUCGCGAUUAAGCUGGAUCAAUGAUGUGAUCAGUGAGAGCGAUUAUAGCACAGCAGCGCGGUCUUUAGAAACCCUGGCUAUUGAAGAGGAGCCAGAUAUUUGGAAUCAUCAUGUCGAGUUGUCGUUGGCAAAGCUUGCUCGAUUAGCGGCGUCGGAGAAAGCACCCUCACCCAGUCAUUCCGUGAUUCAAUCUGAUAUUGAACGACUUGAUAAUUACGCCGCGAUAGAUGCCGUGCAAGAAAUGGUCUACGAGCAUAUUCUACCCGUCUUGCAUGGCGCUAUUGAUCAAAAGGCUAGUAUUGAACUAGCAAUUGACCAUUUCGGGAAGUCAGUUCUGAAAGACAGGCCCUCACUUCAUGAGAUCCUCUGCGACGCCCUCACAAGGGUAGUAAGCAAAAAGGUCAUUGGAGUCGACCAGCUUGUCGAUUUGUUGACUUUGAUCGAUCCAAGCGAGAUUCCCGAACAUGGUCGCAGCAGAUUCUUAGGGAGAGAGUUUUAUCUAGCCCUUCGCGUUGUUCAUUUAAGCAACUACUCCGAGAAAAAUCCAUUAUAUCAUGUCGCGCUGCAGAAGUUGGUUUGGAGGCGGUGCAUGAUUAGAGACAACUGGGCAGUUGUGGGAGAAACUAUGGACGGAUUCGAUGGCGAUGGAGUCAACUCUUCCAUUCACAACACAGCACUAUUUCGUACCAUGAGCAUGUGUCUAGGUGAAGGGGCCAAUGACCCUUUGCUCAACAAGCCUUUCUCCCCAUCUGAGGUCGCCAACAGUUCCUCAGAUUUUGAUUUACUAGGUUCACGGUUUCGUUCACAUCAGCGCGAUCGGGUCAUCCGUGAUCUCGAGAAGGAGAAUGAGAUUCUACGACAAUACAUCGACAAUGGGGAACUUGAGGUUUGGUUUAGAAACAUCUUAGUUUCGACACAGGCGAUCAGCUCAUCAGGCUCAUGAUAGAAGAUUGCCAUUCGUGGAUUUGAGAGCUUUGGCCAACCAAUGGCUUGCUUUGUCUGCAGGCGAAAUAUACUACUAGUAGGGAAUUUAAUGG
Monascus purpureus is the source of this 4259-nucleotide messenger RNA. Lineage: Eukaryota; Fungi; Ascomycota; Eurotiomycetes; Eurotiales; Aspergillaceae. The record is from the annotation of a GenBank genome assembly.